Molecule: messenger RNA, 2061 nt
Organism: Chenopodium quinoa (quinoa)
Lineage: Eukaryota; Viridiplantae; Streptophyta; Magnoliopsida; Caryophyllales; Amaranthaceae
Exons: 2
Coding region: 1-2061 (686 amino acids)
Source: RefSeq, a predicted model, not a curated record
AUGCAUGCGGGUGAUAGUGGUGAGACUAGGGAUAAUGUGCGUGUAGUUCAUGAUGUUGAUGAGGGUGAUCAGUUAGAGGACAUGUUGCAUGCGGUUGAGGAUCAACUUGAUGACAACCCUUCAAUGCUUGAGAGCUUGUUAAGUGACUCUGAAAAGCCAUUGUAUGAAGGAUGCACCAAGUACACACGAUUAUCUGCUAUUCUUAAGUUAUAUAACUUGAAGGCGGGUCAUGGUUGGACUGACACUAGUUUUAACAUGCUUCCCAAAGAUAAUGUUCUUCCUGAUAGUACAUAUGAGGCAAAAAAGUCACUAAGCCCAAUGGGUUUACCUUAUGAGAAAAUCCAUGUAUGCCCUAAUGAUUGUGUAUUGUAUCGAAAUCAAUACGAAUCAUUAGAGAGUUAUCCAAUUUGUGAAGCUUCACGGUACAAGAAAAGGGAAGGAGCAGUACCAGCGAAGGUUUUAUGGUAUUUCACUAUAGUACCAAGGUUCAAACGAUGGUUUUCAAAAGCAGAAGAUGCAAAGAAGUUGACAUGGCAUUUCGAUAGUCGAGUUGACGAUGGAAUGCUUAGACAUCCAGCUGACUCUCCGCAGUGGAGAUUUAUUGAUGGAAAAUUCCCUGACUUUGCCCAAGAAAAACGUAAUUUACGCCUUGCGUUGUCUACGGAUGGGUUCAAUCCAUUCGGUUCCUUGAGUAGCACAUAUAGCACAUGGCCAGUUAUGCUAGUGACCUACAACUUACCUCCUUCAUUGUGCAUGAAGAGAAGGUAUAUGUUCUUGUCGUUGUUAAUUCAAGGUCCAAAGCAACCGGGCAAUGACAUCGAUGUGUAUUUGACUCCACUUAUUGAUGAUUUGAUUAUGCUUUGGGAAGAAGGUGUUGAAGUGUUUGAUGCUUAUUGCAAUGAGAAUUUUAAUUUGAAAGCAAUGCUAUUUUGCACUAUCCAAGAUUUUCCGGCGUAUGGCAACCUUUCGGGGUACACUGUGAAGGGGAAAACAGCUUGUCCCAUCGGUAUGGAAGAUUGCAAGGGAACAUGGUUAAAUGCAUCUAAAAAGCAUGUCUAUCCGGUUCAUCGCCAGUUUUUGCCGCCUAAUCAUCCAUAUCGUAGGAGAAAGAAUGUGUUCAAUGGGCAGCAAGAGUUUAAAGGGCGAUCAAAAGUCAUCUUAGGUGAAGAGAUAUUCGAUAAGGUGAAAAAUAUUGACAUCACAUUUGGCAAGAAACAUAAAUCGGCCCUUUCUACGCAGGGGUAUAAAAAGUGUUCGGUUCUUUGGCGGCUUCUUUAUUGGAAACAUCUUUUUGUGAGACAUUUACUUGAUGUUAUGCAUAUUGAGAAGAAUGUGUGUGAUAGUUUGUUUGGUACCUUAUUGAAUAUCAAUGGUAAGACUAAAGAUGGAAAAAAAGCGAGGGAUGACUUGAAGGAUAUGGGGAUUAGAGGUGAACUCCAUGCUGUUGAUAAUGAUAAAGGUCGAACAUACUUGCCUCCUGCUGCUUACACUUUGUCAAGAAAAGAGAAAAUCGAAUUUUUUGAAAGCUUGGCAGGAGUGAAAGUGCCCGAGGGUUAUUCUUCUAAUAUUCGCAACCUUGUGAAUAUGGAAACCUUGAAACUUGUAGGCCUAAAGUCACAUGAUUGCCAUGUUUUGAUGCAACAGUUAUUACCUGUGGCGAUUCGCUCAAUUUUGCCUAAAGAUGUUCGAUUUGCAAUUAUCAUACUAUGUGGAUUUUUUCAUGCGAUUUAUAGCAAAGUCAUUGAUCCUAAAGAGUUGACUACUUUGGAGAAUGAAAUUGUUUUAGUUUUGUGUCAAUUAGAGAUGUACUUCCCUCCAUCAUUUUUUGAUGUUAUGCGGAUAGGGCUUCCUGUAUCUCGUCAUAGUGGAAGAAUGGAUGGUGAGGGGACCAUAGGUCGAAAACAGUGUGACUUGUCUUAUGAUGAUUGGCAUAAGGCGCAUUCAUACAUUCUUCAUAAUGAGGAUGAAGUUAUGCCAUAUGUGGAGCAACACAUGAGUUACUUGAGGAAGUGCAACAGAAAGGCAAAUGAGAAAUCAUUAGCUGCCGAACAUAGCAAAUAA